CUUCUUAGUUUCAACAUCAUGUGUCUUCGUUUUUUUACUUCUCUUCACCAUUUUCAAACAUGGGUCAUGGGUCGUGGGGUUGUCUUUUUUCAAAACUAAAACACAAAUUUUGAAACCCCAAAUGCUAUAAAUGUGGGUAUGGUGCAGAGCUUUGUCAGAGUAUUACAAGGGAUGUGAAUAUGUGCCCUGUUUGGUUGCUGAGAAAUGUAGGAACAGAAAAAGAAAAAACAAAUUUGAACAUUUGUUUCACAUCAUGGGUGAUGAAUUUUCUUGCUCUGUUUAUCAUUUGUUUCAAUGAGCUAAUGGGUUUGUCUUUUUGCAAAAUUCAAAUCCAAACUUGCAACCCGGACUGCAUUAAAUAGAUGAAUUCUUUCCGGAUUUGUUCAUUUUAGUGGGAAAAAAAGUUUGUUCUUUUCAAAUUUUGAGUUCUGCUUUGUUUGGUUGAGGAAUUCAGGAAAGGAAGAGAAACUACUUUUUUGAAACUUGGUUUCUAGCUCCAUUCAUCAUUUCCAUACUACGCUUUAUUCAUCAUUUCUACCUCCACAUCAUGGGAAAUUAUCUUUCUAGCUCCAUUCAUCAUUUCCAUACUACGCUUUAUUUUUAGAAAUUCAAACAAGAAUCUUGGAACCCCAGCUCCAAAAUAGUAGAUAUAUUUAUAUUCCUUUUUUUUAGUUACUGGUAUUAUACACUUAUAGAUUAAGUUUGUGAUUGGAUUCUUGCAGAAAACUGUAAAAAAAAGAAACACAACGACAACUUUAGACCCUGGAUUUUCAUUGUUUGGGGACUGAGAAAACGAAAAAAAAACCGCACCCAGUUGCUUCAAUUAAGCUAUCGACCUUUGUUGGGUUGAGUCUGUUCUAUAAUAAUCCAAAAUAAUGUGAAACACGAGGUUCACCUUUUUCUUUUCUUUUGUUUUCUUGCCUUAUCAUAAAUAGAAAAGAAGAUUGCUCUCUCUCUCUUUUUUUUUUUUUAAUUAAAUUUCUACUCUUGGUUUUUUUAGAUCAGUGCUUGGUUUGUACGUCUGGUGAUAGAUAAUAUCAUCCAGUUAAUGAGGGUUUGAAUGCCUGAGACAAGCACUUCGCAUUAAUCUAUUAUAUUGCCUUAGUUCUUAAUGCAUCGGAGAACAUGAUAUUUUUGGUUAAAUCUAUUUGUCCCACCUUUGAUUAAUUGGUCUUUGCUAGAUUUUUUUCAGGGAAUGCCAGAGGUUAGAGUAGUGCACCAUCAAGAUGUGAACAAGAGAAUCCUUAUAGCACUUGUUGUUGCUUCCACACUUCUUGGUGGAAUUUUGCUAUUUCUAUCUUGUUUCUGGAUCCAGAGGCAAAGAAAUUUGAGGAAUUCGGGUCGGAAAAGCCAACAAAACUUGGAUGCUGCUAAAGGGCUUUCGUUAGGUCCAAUCUUGGGUAAAUUCAAUUCUUUAAGGGCCAAUGGUAAGAAGGAUUCGGUAACUGUGAUUGAAUAUCAUCUGCUAGUGGCUGCAACCAACAAUUUCAGUGAAAGUAAUGUUUUGGGGGAGGGUGGCUCUGGUCGGGUUUACAAAGCUCGUUUCAAUGAAAACUUCCUUGCAGCUGUGAAAAGACUAGAUCGUGGUGGGCAAGAUGGUGAAAGAGAAUUUGAGAAUGAGGUUGAUUGGUUGAGUAAAAUUCAGCAUCAGAAUAUAGUUUCCCUUUUGGGCUGCUGCAUUCAUGGUGAAACUCGGUUUCUUGUUUAUGAAAUGAUGCAGAAUGGGUCUUUGGAAGCCCAAUUACAUGGGCCUUCUCAUGGAUCAACUUUAACUUGGCAUCUCCGGAUGAAAAUUGCUGUUGAUGUUGCAAGAGGAUUAGAGCAUCUUCAUGAGCACUGCAACCCUCCUGUCAUCCAUAGAGAUCUAAAAUCAUCCAAUAUACUUUUGGAUUCCGACUUCAAUGCCAAGCUUUCUGAUUUUGGCCUCGCCAUAACUUCUGGGACCCAGAACAAGAACAAUCUAAAGCUUUCAGGGACGGUGGGUUAUGUGGCCCCGGAAUAUCUCUUAGAUGGAAAACUAACCGAUAAAAGUGAUGUUUAUGCCUUUGGAGUUAUCCUUUUGGAGCUUCUGAUGGGAAGAAAACCAGUGGAAAAGAUGGCAUCAGCUGAAUGCCAGUCAAUUGUCACAUGGGCAAUGCCUCAGCUCACUGACAGAUCAAAGCUUCCAAACAUUGUGGAUCCCAUUGUCAGAGAUACAAUGGAUAUGAAGCACUUAUAUCAAGUAGCUGCUGUAGCAGUACUAUGUGUUCAACCAGAGCCAAGUUACAGGCCAUUGAUAACAGAUGUACUGCACUCCCUUAUCCCUCUUUUACCCGUUGAGCUUGGAGGAUCACUAAGAAUUACAGAACCUUUGCCCCCCGUCUGCCCCGAGCCUUCUUCUCAUUGAUUGAUCACAUGCAGAGGCUUACAUACAGUGGGAAGCUGCAUCUUGUGUGUUGUCCAUUGUCCAAAAUCCAUCAGAGUUCUAUUUUCUAGCGUUUUUUUUGUCGUUAUUUCUCUUAUGAUCUUUUUCUUCCAUAACUCAUAACCAGGGAAGUAAUGGCAUGACGGGAUGGAUUACAGUUGUAAAUUGAGUCAAAAAUAGACUAUGAUUGUUUCAUAGUAUUCUAAAAACUCCAGUUUUCAGAUUA
Messenger RNA from Vitis vinifera (wine grape), 2630 nucleotides. RefSeq names its product probable receptor-like protein kinase At1g80640. NCBI's taxonomy places the organism in Eukaryota, Viridiplantae, Streptophyta, Magnoliopsida, Vitales, Vitaceae. The transcript is spliced from 10 exons. The record is from RefSeq and is a predicted model, not a curated record. Gene Ontology annotation, molecular function: ATP binding; protein kinase activity. Bases 1196 to 2386 code for a protein of 396 amino acids. Gene Ontology annotation, biological process: protein phosphorylation.